AUGUUUGCAGGUGUCCACAGAGGAGACAACAAGUCGACCGUCGCCGACUGCGUGACCGACAUCCGCGCUGAUGAGUCGACCACCAAACCGACACUAGUUUUUUUCUAUCACAAGAGUGAUCAGGACACCCUUGGACACGUGGACUUCUCGUACGAGGUCAUGGCCGCCCUACGCAUCACUGACGGGGCCAUUAUUGUGUUCGAUUGUAUUGACACCUACACCGAGAGUUUCAUUCGGCAUGCCAUGGCCAAGGGCAUUCGCCUUGUUCUCACACUCGUGAAAACACCAGGUGAGGACAGGGCGAAUGCCCUCGGCCAUGGCCUGCCCAAUGACACUUUCGGUCUCGGCCUAGAAGCCGUGUCCACAGAGGAGACAAGUAAAAUCAUGAAUAAUAUCUGUAACAUCUCACUUUCGACCGUCGCCGGCUGCGUGACCGACAUCCGCGCGGACGAGUCGACCACCAAACUGACACUAAUUUCUUUCUAUCACAAGACUCAUCAGGACACCCUUGGACACGUGGACUUCUCGUACGAAGUCAUGGCCGCCCUCCGCAUCACUGACGGGGCCAUUAUUGUGGUCGAUUGUAUUGACACCUACACCGAGAGUUUCAUUCGGCAUGCCAUGGCCAACGGCAUUCGCCCUGUCCUCACACUCGUGAAAACACCGGAGAUUACGAAAUGA
Messenger RNA from Striga asiatica, 681 nucleotides. The record is from the annotation of a GenBank genome assembly. NCBI's taxonomy places the organism in Eukaryota, Viridiplantae, Streptophyta, Magnoliopsida, Lamiales, Orobanchaceae.